Messenger RNA from Cyprinus carpio (common carp), 2831 nucleotides. RefSeq names its product myb-related protein B-like. Gene Ontology annotation, cellular component: nucleus. Gene Ontology annotation, molecular function: DNA-binding transcription factor activity, RNA polymerase II-specific; RNA polymerase II cis-regulatory region sequence-specific DNA binding. The record is from RefSeq and is a predicted model, not a curated record. Gene Ontology annotation, biological process: regulation of DNA-templated transcription. NCBI's taxonomy places the organism in Eukaryota, Metazoa, Chordata, Actinopteri, Cypriniformes, Cyprinidae.
CAGCGUGUGUCCGCUGACGUCACUCGCGGGAAUGGCUGUGAAAAAGAAGCGCGAGAUAGAAAGUUAGAAACUUGGGCGCGCAGCAAUACAAGUUUAGCUGGCGGGUGCUCGUGCGCUGCUUAAUGAGAGUGUUUAUGAUAUUUGCGCGACCAACUCAUUAACAUCACAGAUGUUUGUGCGUUUGUAUGCACGCAGCACAGUGUCCUCGUAAAAGUCUGUUUUAUUGGUGCAUUUUGGGCAAACAUUAGGGAAAUGUCGUGGUUUGCGCGCGGUGAGGACGAGGAAGAGGGCAUGUGUCAGGACACAGACUCUGAUGUGGCUGACCAGAAGGAUUGUGGGAAAGUGAAAGUGAAGUGGACUCAGCAGGAGGAUGAUAAGCUGCGGAAAUUGGUGCUGAAAUUUGGACCAAAUGACUGGAAAAACAUUGCUGGCGUUUUACCUAAUCGAUCAGAGCAUCAGUGUCAGCAUCGCUGGUUCAAAGUCUUGGAUCCUGAUCUCGUCAAAGGUCCCUGGACAAAGGAGGAGGAUGAGAAGGUGAUUGAGCUCGUGAAGAAGUACGGCAACAAGCAGUGGGCGAUGGUGGCCAAGCACCUGAAGGGCCGUCUCGGGAAGCAGUGCAGAGAGCGCUGGCACAACCACCUCAAUCCAGACGUCAAGAAGUCUUCCUGGACCCCAGAGGAAGAUCUCAUCAUCUACAAGGCUCACUGUGUGCUGGGCAACCGCUGGGCCGAGAUCGCCAAACUGCUUCCUGGAAGAACGGACAAUGCUGUCAAAAACCACUGGAACUCUACCAUCAAGCGUAAAGUAGAGACGGGUUUUUACACCGGUGUGGACCUGACGCUUCAGGCGCUCCAGCAGCCGGAGAGUGAGGAGACGGGGCAGCGGCAGGUGGAGUCUUGCGAUGAUGGAACCAGUGAGGGAUUACCAGUCGAAGUCUUGAAGAGGGAUCCGGAUGCACAGGAGAAAGUCACCACUGCUCCACACAGAACUGCAUCUCCCAAGACACCGAAAGCUCCAGCGAGCCCCAAAAGUGAAGCUGGAGACUCUAAUGUGUCCACGUCUCCGACUUACCCCCCCCCCUUCCUCUCUCCCUCAGCGGCCCCCAUGCUAAAGGAGGUGAUGGAGCUCAUGGAUGGGGAUCUGGAGGGCUGGUGUACGAUGUCGGACUUUGAGCUGCCGGAGGAGAGCCAGAGCUCCGAGCUGCUUCAGUUUCGUCUGGAGGGCAGCACCCUGCAGGAGCUCAGCAAGGGCAGCAAAGGGGAGCUCAUCCCCAUCUCACCCGGCGGGGCGACGCCUCCGUCCAUCCUGAGCCGCCGCAGUCGCCGCCGCAUCGCCCUUUCCCCAGACUCCAGCGACUCCAUGACCCCCAAGAGCACACCGGUCAAAAUCCUGCCUUUCUCUCCUUCACAGUUCUUUAAUAUGUGGACCAAGCAAGACACGCUGGACCUGGAGAAUCCUUCUCUGACGUCGACUCCUGUUUGCAGCCAGAAGGCCCUCGUCUCGACCCCCCUGCACCGGGACAAAACCCCGCUCACGCAGAAGGAGAACUCUUUGUUUAUCACACCAAAUCACAAAUCUGAUCUGGACACGACUCCCCGGACCCCCACUCCAUUUAAAAACGCCUUGGAGAAAUACGGCCCUCUGCGGCCCCUGCCUCCGACCCCAAAUUUGGAGGAAGACCUUAAAGAAAUGUUGCGCAGUGAGGCAGGAAUCGAGCUGAUAGUAGAAGAUGAAACUCCUACAGAGAAGAAACGCAAGCAAGUGUACCGGCCGCCGAUGAAGAAAGUGCGCAAGUCUUUGGCUCUGGAUGUCAUUGACUGCAGUGAGACUGCUGCUGCACGAAAGCAGCAAAUUAAACACAUGGUCAAAACCAGCCAGAAGGCUCAGAUGGCGCGGUCGCUCCCUCUCGUGUCCUCCUGUGGAGUGAAGAAGGAAGAGAACGUGUUGGAUCAAGGAUUUAUUCUUGGCCCGAAUGAGAGUGGGCUGCCCACUAAACCUGUGCCUCCGACACUGAAACAGAGUCCUCCGUUACCUAUGUCUCCAGUCUGGGAAACGGUGGUCUGUGGACGGACGAAGGACCAGCUGAUCAUGACGGAGAAAGCAAGGCGGUACCUUCGCUCUCUAAAGUCUCAUGCCCCAAACCGAGCGCUCAUUCUUUCCUGAUCCCACGCCGAGUCCCAGUGCAGCUUCUGGAGAUUUUUUUACAAAGCAUAAUGUGUAAAAUUUGUGUUGGUUGAAAAAAAAAAUGUGUAAAUGUCAUGUAGAAUAUGAAACCAAUUACUUGUUCCAGAACAGACUUGAAUGCUGAUAAUACUUUUGUCCUGUUUUCUGUGGCAUAUUAGCACAUUCAGAGCAACAUUUUACUUCAUUUAACCAUGUAUAAUAAGUGUAUUGCUAUUUUGUUUUAUUUAUGUAUUGUCAGCCUGUUUUUGAUGUGGCAGCAAGCAUUUUGCUGCAAAUAUAAAAGGGCGAACAUCCCAAGCCAAGUAAAUAAUCAGGUUACUGUUCAGGGAUCUCAGUAUUUUGUGCUCUGGUCACAUUCUCUGCAUUUGUGUAAGAAAAACACAUCUGCUAGACUCGGCUCAUGUGAUGUACUGGCUGGAUAUACAGUCUGUAUUAAAAGAAAUAGGAUGACAUUUUCCUUGACUUUAGGAGGGUCAACAUGUUGUAAAAUAACAUUUAGGACCUCAGGAUAAGGCCUUAAUUCAGUGUGCAUAGAAACAUGAAAACAUGAUUUGUUUUAUUAUUUUUUUAUUUUUCUGAAAAAGAAAGGUAGGCUACUGUAUGCUACAAAAGAAAAAUAAAACUGCUGUUGGAAGUCUUGAUGGUAA